AUGUCCAAUCGAGGCGGCAGAGGUGGAAGAGGAGGAGGACGAGCCAACAACGUCAGAGGGCCCACAUCGGCACUGACCGAGUUUUUACGAGAGCAAGGAAUCUCAGCUCGGAACACCAAUAUUUAUGCUCGCCGCAUCCAGACGUCCGAUGAGGUUCCCGCAAUCGCAGAAGAGCCCGCCACUGAAGCCGGUCCCUCGGCUGCCGAGCCUGACUCUCCGGGCGAAGCUCAGCCCACAUCCAGCUCAAGGCCAGCUGCUGGGAAGCGGAGGCGAAAUAAAAACGACGAUUCUGACUUGGAGUCGGACAAUCUCGAUGCAACAGACGAUGAAGCUGAGCAGCCCGCGACCAAGUCAAAAGGUAAAGGCAAAACCCAACAAAGCAAAAAGGAGUUAGAAAAGGCAAAAGCCAAAGCCAAAGCCAAAGCCAAGCACGAUGCGAAGCGCCAAAAGCAAGACGAUGAAGAACCAAGCGAGGAUGAAUACAAAGCGCCCUCGAAAGGGCUUCCCGUAGUUCCAACUUCACUUCCCCCCAUAGGAAGUUUUGAAAAUGUCAGUAUAACGAGUGGCGGCGAUCCUUUCAAGAAAGCCGGCGCUCCUCGGGGACGAAAGCCGGUCGCAGAGAAACGCAAGAUUGUUAAUUUUGAGCAAAAGGACGUUUUUAAGUCCUUGGCGACAACAUGCAUCGAGAUCAUUGCCAAAUACAUUGACGACAUGGAGGCUCUAGGAGAUAUUGGCCACAUUAACAUGGAUAAGAUCUCAAAGAUUCUCGCUAAACAACGCAGUCUCACAGACUCGACUAGCAAGCUGUUCUACAGCGUUGAGAAUACAACCCUGACGCUUUAUGACACCAGUCGUCUCGAUCCACCGGCCUUCCAUACGCUAAUUGCUCUCAAUCCCAACCUGGAGCAGGUUCGAUUGGACUAUUGCCGUGGAGUCGAUUGCACAGUCCUUCCCACUUUUGCGACCAGCCUUGCCAAUCUCACACACCUAGACCUUUAUGGUGCAUUCCUUGCUCGUGCCCCAGCCUUCAUCGAAUUCUUCACUGCGAUUGGCUCUCGCCUCGAGUGCUUCAGAUUGGCACAUUCGCCCAGACUGGACCUUGACUGUUGCCAAGCGCUGGUACACAACUGUGCCGACAGCCUGACCGACCUGCGCUUAUCGAAUGUUGGAAAGCUCAACGACUCAUGGUUGCCACUUUUGCACAGGUGCACCAGCCUUAAGCGCCUCGAACUUUCUUACCCAGGAGGCGAUGCUUCCCUCACCAGUGAACCCGUCGUAGAACUACUCGGGGCUAUUGGUCGCGGACUUGAACAUCUCGAUCUGAGCGGCCAUCCGCUUCUAGAAGAUGAAGUUUUGAUCAAUGGGGUCAUUUCUCAUGCACCCAAUUUGACCUCGCUCGCGAUAUCCAGUGCUCCGCUCCUCACAGACGCUGGUGUCGCACAGUUUUUCGCAGAAUACAACCAAAAGGCGGGGCUCGAGUAUUUAGAGAUGAAGAAUAACCCACUUCUCUCGUCAGACUCACUCCGUGCGUUCCUGGAUCGCCCCACAUCUAUAGCUAUCCGGCAGCUUGUGAUCAACGGCUGGAGGGAGACCGAAGAAGAGGCGUGCAAACUGAUUCCUAGCUCUUGUCCAGAGCUGAGGAGGCUGGACAUUGGGUUUGUGCGUUCUGUAGAUGACUACUUGAUCAAGGAGAUUUUAGAGGGAUGCUCCAAGAUUGAAGAAAUCAGUUGCUUUGGGUGUAACAGGGUGACUGAGGCUUGUCCAAAAAAGGCUGGAGUCAAUAUUUAUGGAGUUGAGGCUCAAAGCAAGCGCUGA
Rhizoctonia solani is the source of this 1815-nucleotide messenger RNA. RefSeq names its product DNA-dependent ATPase. Gene Ontology annotation, biological process: SCF-dependent proteasomal ubiquitin-dependent protein catabolic process. Lineage: Eukaryota; Fungi; Basidiomycota; Agaricomycetes; Cantharellales; Ceratobasidiaceae. Gene Ontology annotation, cellular component: SCF ubiquitin ligase complex. The transcript is spliced from 8 exons. Bases 1 to 1815 code for a protein of 604 amino acids. The record is from RefSeq and is a predicted model, not a curated record.